GUAUAUUUAAACAAAGAUUCCUGUUCAAUAGAACUACAGAUCUUUGUCAGCGAUUACACAGAAAGAUAUGCAAAACUUCUAUCAAACACUUCCGUUGAAAUAGUUUUUAUUUAAAGUUUAGUUUGCCGACUUUAAUGUUUUCGUUUAAGUAAUAGUUUGAAGGAUAAGAAUAUAUACUGACAUUUACUUAAAACUAAUGCAAAGAAACGAAGGGGAUAUAUUGCAUGAAGGUGGCUGGCUUUCUUUCAUUAUGAUAUAAAGUCAUAUGCUAAAACUAAACAAAAGAAGAACAUUCAAAAUGGGACAACAGCAGGGAAAGUUUCGACAGAAAAAACUGAAAGGACCCCUUCUAAAGGAACUGCAAAAGAAAGUCCCGGGAAUGAAAAUAGACGAGAUACAACAAAGCUAUUUAGACUUCAGACGAGAAACAAAAGGAAAAGAUGCCCUAAAGAGAUCUGACUUUAUACGUGUUUACAAAAACGCGUUCGGAGAUAACGUUGGAUCUUUGGCAAACAGUAUUUUCGACGCUUUCGAUGAAGAUGGGAAUGGAACUGUUGACUUUGAGGAAUUUCUUAUUGGACUUAGCAUAACCGAAAUGUCAGCAAACACAGAUAAAGUGAGCAAAAUGAAAAGAAUAAGAUGGGCUUUUAAUGUGUAUGACAAGGACCGCAGUGGUACAAUUGAUAAAAGAGAAAUGAGGCAAAUAGUGAAGGCAGUUGCAGACGUGUCAGUUUUACCAGAGGAGGCUUUAGAAAAUAAUGAAUCACCAAAAAAAUUUGCUGACAGAUUGUUUAAAGAAAUAGACGUUAAUGGAGAUGGUGAAAUAACUUUUGAAGAAUUUGAAGCAGCAGCUGAGAGAAAUACGGCUUUGAUAGAAAUGUUACUACCAGUCCCUGAAAAUGAUUUAUAGUUUACAGUACUUUGUGUAAUGCUUUUAUACUUUGAAUCCCCUUGAUACCGAUACCAGCAUAGUUUACGAAUUCUAGGGAUAGCUCACACUCAUUAAAACAUGAGUACAGAAGAAAGUAUGGUCUUAAUUCUGAAAAGCUGUUUAAAAUGGUCCAUUUGUACGGGAUAUUCCAUGGUUCAUCCAAGUCUAUGGUUAACCUUAAUGUAUAUUCUAUACAAAUAUUUGAUAGUAGUGACGACUGCCCCCCCCCCCCCCCCCCCCCCCGAGGUUGUAAAAUACUUUAUCGGGAUAUGUUUUGAAAGAGUUCAGUCUUUAAACAAUAUCAUUGUGUAUUAUUGAAUAUGGAUAGAUUUUGUUGAGCUUUCAUGUAGUAUCUAAGCCUUUUGAAUAUAUGGGCAGCACUUGUGAUAGAGUCCUAUCAUUAUAUUGAAUAUUGAAUUCACUGAACUCGAGUCGGUGUAAACUGCUUUGUUUUUGAUUGAUUUUGUUUAUUCCUGUUCAUAGGGAAAUCAAUCUGCAUGUGAAAGUAAUACAAUGCACUAGGCGUCGUAGAAUGGUGUCUGUAUUGCAUUUCUAAUGAAAAAGAAAGGUAUGGAAAAGGUGAUUACGGCUAUUGAUUUUAUUCAAUAAAGACAGCCAACAUGUCUUUAAAACUUCUUUUUAUAAAAAAAAAAAAAUGCUCUGAUUAAAAAUGCAGAGUAUGUACUGACAUGUUAUAUUCCCGCAUUUUGUUUUUGUAUGUUUUUCGUAUAGUAUUCAAACAUAGUUGAAUUAUGGUGAUAA
Molecule: messenger RNA, 1693 nt
Organism: Mercenaria mercenaria
Lineage: Eukaryota; Metazoa; Mollusca; Bivalvia; Venerida; Veneridae
Product: neurocalcin-delta B-like
Exons: 3
Coding region: 266-910 (214 amino acids)
Molecular function (GO): calcium ion binding
Source: RefSeq, a predicted model, not a curated record